This is a messenger RNA of Nematostella vectensis (starlet sea anemone), 1128 nucleotides long. RefSeq names its product homeobox protein EMX1. The record is from RefSeq and is a predicted model, not a curated record. Gene Ontology annotation, molecular function: DNA binding; DNA-binding transcription factor activity, RNA polymerase II-specific. The transcript is spliced from 2 exons. Lineage: Eukaryota; Metazoa; Cnidaria; Anthozoa; Actiniaria; Edwardsiidae. Gene Ontology annotation, biological process: neuron differentiation; regulation of DNA-templated transcription; brain development. The coding region runs from base 61 to 654 and encodes 197 amino acids.
UUGCAUCGGAGAGGUUCUUCAGUAAGCCGUGGUACAGUCUCCGUGAACAACCUCGCAAUAAUGCACGCGUACGAGAACACUCAGACGCCUUAUUCCAUGUAUAGGCAGAAUUCCACCCUGACAGCCUCUAGCCCACAGCAGAACUACUCUUACAAAAGCCAAGCAGAUUACCCAGUGGCAGUGAGGUUCGACUCUCACCCUCUACACAGUCUUUCUUAUAACCCUGGCGCGCUCUCAUUCUACCCGUGCGCAACGAGCCAUCGCUACGUCCAUGACAUGAACUGUGGCUACACUGGAUCCUUACAUAACGGUUUUGUUGCUUGCCGAAGACCUAAAAGAAUACGUACAGCCUUUACCCCUACACAACUUCUACAUCUCGAGAAUGCCUUUGAAAAAAAUCACUACAUCGUUGGCACUGAACGAAAGCAGCUCGCAUCGUACCUCAACCUGUCUGAAACACAGAUCAAAGUGUGGUUUCAGAACCGAAGAACAAAGUGGAAAAGGCAACAAGCAGAGGAAAAAGCUACACAGCAAGCAGCGAACAACUCGACAUCAGUGAAAUCAAGCGAGAGCCACUCUUCUCAACAAGAACAUCAAAAUGAGCUGAGCCGUGAAAACUCCCCCUCCAGGGUCAUGGCGUGCGAGAGAAGCUAAACGAAAUAAAAAGACUUCCAGCGAUUUUUAUACAAAGACAAUUUAAAUGUACUUCAACGGAGAAAAUGAACUCUCGUGUAAAUUUUAUAUAGCCAAGAAUUUGAUAUGAAUUUAUGCACGUUCGUAUAUAGCCUUAAAUAGUAAGUGAAUAGCUUGGAAAGAGAAACUGUUUAAAGGACAAAAACUAGUUAUAUGAAUAGCAAUUCAACUCAUACUGGUUUCAAUUUCACACUCUUAUAAAAUAAUGAAACACUGGAAUUCUUGAAUUUAAAAAAUAAUUUAAGAUUAUAAAAUAGAAAAAAACACACUUUUACAAUAGGAAAUAAAGGAACGUCAGUGUUAAAAUAUUGAUUUUCUUUUUUCGCCUCAAUCAGUAAUAGCGCAUAAACUAUAGUAUCAAAAACGAAAUUUCAGCGUCUAGCUAUGUAUCAUAUGAGUCUUACAUAUUUGUGGUAAUAAAAUCAACUUCAUCAA